This is a messenger RNA of Didymodactylos carnosus, 1077 nucleotides long. The record is from the annotation of a GenBank genome assembly. Lineage: Eukaryota; Metazoa; Rotifera; Eurotatoria; Philodinida; Philodinidae.
AUGGGCUCUGAAAGCAAGUACCAAUUGUUUAACAUUAUUUCAAAACGUCGUUAUGCCAAUGCAAACCAUUUGACAGCGCUUUAUUCAAUGCGGAGUUCAUUAUUUUAUUUACUUUUGGCUUUAAUGUGUUUUCCUGAUAUUCAACUACCAAUUGAUGUUAGAUCUAUUUCAUUUACAAUACAUUUACGCGAAACAUGUCUUACAUUCAUGUUCUUGGUAGCUACUGAAGCUUUAUUAAAAUGGAUAGAUAUUCAAUUUGUUAAAGUUGUUUAUUUGAAUCGUGAUGAUGCAAAAUAUUUUGGAGUGACUGACCAUGAAUCUGGUUUUAUUAUAUCGAAUAAGAACAGUUCCAUUAUACAAAAACAUUCAUGGUUAGACAAUAUUUAUUGUUUACUAAAUACAUUGCAUACUAAAUCUAUAUUAACAUUGUUUUAUAAUGAGAAUUCAUCAAAUAAUACUGUUUCUCAAAUAAAAGAAAAAAACCGUCGACAACUCACAGAAUCACUUGUCACAGCUUUUCAUAAAACAGCAACAACUCCACAAACACCCAAUGUCGAUCGUACAAUGUUAAUUGAUGAUCGUACUCAAAAUGUUUAUGAAACUCAAUUAUCAAAACUUGAAUCUGAUCACAAUGAUGCGCGACUAUCACGUCAUACGAGUCCAGUAAAAGACAUGGAUAUUGACUACAAUCUGGAUGAUAUCAAACAUUUUCGUUAUCAACAAGCUGAAAGUCCAACAACUGAGUUUCCAAGACAAACAGAUGGAUCAAAUAAUUCAGGACAAAAUCGUCUGAUAUGGCGUCCAUAUGAUUGUUUACAGGUUGGUUUGAUUCAAAAACGGCAGUAUAUGCGCAUGUGGUUAACUUUUCGUUUAUUUGAACAAUUAAUAAAUAAAAUUAAUACGUUCAAUUAUCUUUUAGAGCAAACUGGUUGCGAUAUGUUUAUUGGAGUUAAUCCAAUUAAUGAUAUUAAAUGUGUGUUAUCGACACAAACUGACGAACUCAAACGAUUAACACCAUACCUUGAUUGGACACAUGAACAAAAUUAUGUUGUACGAAGAAUGCGAGGUAUAAAUUAA